Molecule: messenger RNA, 987 nt
Organism: Thecamonas trahens ATCC 50062
Lineage: Eukaryota; Apusomonadida; Apusomonadidae
Product: AhpC/TSA family protein
Exons: 2
Coding region: 168-968 (266 amino acids)
Biological process (GO): cell redox homeostasis; cellular oxidant detoxification
Cellular component (GO): mitochondrion; cytosol
Molecular function (GO): peroxiredoxin activity
Source: RefSeq, a predicted model, not a curated record
CAUCGCACCUGGAAGACUGCAGUAGACCUGGCAGACUGCAGCGAUGCCGCCAUGGAUGCGACAUGAUGCCCCUCGGCUCUUGCCAGUCCAUGCCACGCCAGUACGCCACCUGACUUUGUUUUUUUUCUCAUCCUCCUCCCCCUCUCCUUCCACCGAACAACCACAUCAUGUUCCGCCUUGCCACCCGGAUGGUGGGGACUACCAUGCCUGCGCUGACGAGCAUGAUGAGUGCCAGCAUCAAUGCAAGUGGUGCUACUACCACCACCACUGCUGCUGCUGCUGCUGCUGCUGCUGCUGCUGCUGCUGCGCCGUUCUCCUCCGCCGCUGCUGCUGCCGCCCUCCGUCUGGGCGACCAGGUGCCCAACUUUAGCCAGGAGUCAACCCACGGUGUGGUGGACCUGUACGAGUACCUGGGCGACUCGUGGGGCAUCCUCUUCUCACACCCAGCCGACGACACGCCGAUCUGCACCACGGAGCUCGGGCGGGUGGCGCAGCUGCUGCCCGAGUUUGAGAAGCGGAACACAAAGGUGAUCGCGCUCUCGGUGGAUCCGGUCGAGGCCCAUCACAAGUGGGUUAAGGACGUGGAGGAGUUCUCGUCGACCUCGGUGACGUACCCGAUCCUCGCCGAUGCCGACCGCAAGGUCGCCGAGCUGUAUGACAUGAUCCAUCCCGCGGCAGACUCGACCCACACCGUCCGCUCGGUCUUUGUCAUCGGGCCCGACAAGUCGCUCCGCCUCACCCUCACCUACCCGGCCGCCACCGGGCGCUCGUUCGACGAGAUCCUCCGAGUCCUGGACUCGCUGCAGCUGACCGAGUACCACAAGGUUGGCACGCCCGUCGACUGGAAGGAUGGCGACGAUGUGGUUAUCGUGCCUUCGGUCUCUAACGACGAGGCCGACUCGCUCUUUCCCAAGGGCUACAACGCCGUCUACCCCUACCUCCGCAUCACCCCGCAGCCGAACAAGUGAACCAGCCGCAUUUUCGCAA